AUGUCCGAUGCUCAAUUACUAUCUUAUUUCAACAGAAUAGAAAAGAUUCUCAAUGAAACUAAAAUCUAUACAAAGUUAAUGUCUAUUAAUAAAGAAGGAUUAGCACCAAACUACUAUGACGAAGAUGAAUUAUUAUUCCCUUUGGAAAUAGGACAUGAAAUGUACAAUAAAACAUUAAAAGUUUAUUUAGAAUCAAAGGCAUACAUUGAUAGUAUUGAAAAAACAUUAAAUAAAUGUAUUGAUAAAAUCGGUAAAAAUGAUAAAGCAUCACAUUUAAUUAAUCAAAAUAAAAUUAAUAAUGCGUCAUCAAAUUCUUCAUCGUCAAGCGAUGAAGAAAAGAGUGAUCAGGUUGGUCAAAAAAGAAAACCAAAAACAAAAGGACCAGGUUCAAAAAUGAAUAAAAGACCAAAACAACCACCACCACAACAAGAUGAAGUAAAUUCAACUGUUCCACACAUUAAUAGCACUACAACAUCAUCUACCUCUACCAAUAUUAAAGAUAAAGAAAAAGAGAAAGAAAAGGAAAGAGAGAAAUUUGAUAAAUUAGAAAAAGAAUCAUCAUCUGUCAAUGGAGUUCAUAAUAGUAAAGAUUCGAAAUCAUCAACACCAAAUAAAGAAUCCCAUAGCAACAAUAACAAUAACGCCAACAACAAUAUCAUUAAUAAUAACAGUAGUUUAAAUAAUAGUAAUAAUAAUAAUAACACCAACAACAACAAUAACAAUAACAAUAGCAGUAACAACAAUAGUAAUAAUAGUAAUAAUAAUAGCAAUGGUAAUGGAAAUAGUUCAAAUGGUAAUAACAAUAAUAAUAGUAAUGGAAACCAUAAUAGUAGUGGAAAUGGAUUCCAUGGUAUGCAACCAGGUCAGCUUGUAGCAGCAAGGGAUAGUAAAAGCAACCAAUGGAUUUUGGCAAAGGUUAGUUCUUUCUCUCAAAAGACACAAAAAUACGAAGUCAUCGAUGAAGACGAAGAAGAAUCCAAACGUUUCUCAGUGGGUCAAAAAGAUAUCAUUCAAUUACCAUCACACACCAACUUACCACCAACCUUUUCAAACAAUACCAAAGUACUCGCAAUGUUUCCCGAUACCACCGCCUUUUAUCCUGCAGUUGUUGUCAAUGUUCAAAAGGUUAAAGGAAAGCCAACCUUUUAUCAUUUACACUUUGAAGAUGAUCAAGAAAAUGGUGAAACUCCAAAUAGACGUGUAAAUGCUCAACAUGUUGUGGCCUUAAAUAAGUAG
Messenger RNA from Dictyostelium discoideum AX4, 1236 nucleotides. Its product is annotated as DUF1325 family protein. Gene Ontology annotation, biological process: regulation of DNA-templated transcription; chromatin organization; DNA-templated transcription. Gene Ontology annotation, cellular component: nucleus; SAGA complex. The record is from RefSeq and is a predicted model, not a curated record. The coding region runs from base 1 to 1236 and encodes 411 amino acids. The transcript is spliced from 3 exons. NCBI's taxonomy places the organism in Eukaryota, Evosea, Eumycetozoa, Dictyosteliales, Dictyosteliaceae.